Messenger RNA from Megachile rotundata (alfalfa leafcutting bee), 1304 nucleotides. Its product is annotated as glyoxalase domain-containing protein 4. Lineage: Eukaryota; Metazoa; Arthropoda; Insecta; Hymenoptera; Megachilidae. The record is from RefSeq and is a predicted model, not a curated record.
GAAGAUUGCGAUUUAUUGACAUUACUCACCGGUAUAAAACAGAUUGCAUUUUGUAACUGUAACAUAAAACUUGAAAUACUAAAAGUAUAUUGCGUUAUCUCAAUAUUUUUUGUUCACUUUAUUGAAACUUUGAUAAAUAGAUAUCAUUGAAAAAUACAGUGAUUUGAACUGUGUAUAAUUGUUUGUUACAGUAUAGUCCUUACAGUAAGAAUUGGCGGAAGUACAUACUGUCAUAUUCUCGUAUUUUUUAGACGCAACUUUCGCCAAAAUUCAGUUCUUAAAAAUGGUCAGUGGACGAGCUCUUCAUUACGUAUUUAAAGUACCGGAUCGAAAAUUAACAGCGAAGUUUUAUCGUGAGAUUCUUGGAAUGAAGGUAUUGCGACACGAGGAAUUUGCUGACGGUUGCGAAGCCGCUUGUAAUGGACCAUAUGCAAAUCGAUGGAGUAAAACAAUGAUAGGAUAUGGUCCAGAAGAUACACAUUUUGUAGUAGAAUUAACUUAUAAUUAUGGAAUUAAAGAAUAUGAAAUGGGGAAUGAUUUUCGUGGAAUAACAAUACGUUCUAAAGAGGUGCUUCAAAGAGCUCGUUCAAAUGAGUGGCCUAUAAAGGAAGAAAAUGGAAAAUUUAUUCUGGAAGCACCUGGUGGUUACAAGUAUUACAUCAUUGAUGAACCACAACCUUUGAAUAAAGAUCCUGUGGAGAAAGUAACUUUAUCUAGUUCAAAUCUUCAAUCAACUAUUGCUUAUUGGAAAGAUAUAUUACAAUUAAAAAUAUUUAAGCAAACUGAUAACAGUGUAUUAUUAGGAUAUAGUGAGGAUCAAGCUAAGGUUGAGUUUGAAGACAUUGGUACUGAAGUAAAUCAUGCAAAAGCUUAUGGACGUAUAGCAUUUUCAGUUCCCUAUAAUGAACAGCCAGAAAUUCAAAAAAGAAUACAAGAUAGUGGAAAUAAAAUACUAACAGACUUAAUUACUUUAGAUACUCCAGGAAAGGCUUCUGUAAGGGUCAUUAUUCUUGCUGACCCAGAUGGUCAUGAAAUUUGUUUUGUGGAUGAUGAAGGAUUCCGUCAGUUAUCAGUACCAGAUUAUCCAAGUGAAAAAAUUUUGGACAUGUAUAUUGCUAAACAAGGCUAAAUGAUUGUUACACCAUACAGUUGUUUUUUUUGAAUGUGCAAUAAGUAUUGAAAAAUUGAGUAUUACCACAAAUUUGGAAGGCUGUGUCAAUAGAAUUUUGUUGUUACAGAGGAAUAUAUAUGGUGGUGGUUUCUGUUAUAAAUUUUUAUGAAUAAACAAUAACUUUUUAUUAUUA